AGAGUUCCAUCCUGACUGAGCUUCCCUCAAGAGUUUUGACUCAACUCCGACUCUACUCCCUCUUCACUGCAGCAGAGCAGUUUGUUAAAAAAAAAAAAAAAAACUUUCUCAGAGACUGAAGAUCAAGUUAUUUUUUUAAAUUUUUUCUUUGCUUUGCAUCUCUUCCUCCGAGCCAAACACUUCUGGAUGAGUGUCGCAUAAGUCUUUAUCUUCCGAGACUGAAUUUAUCACCUGGUCUGUUCUCUGUUCUGUGAGAACAGCCUCUGUUCCCUCUGCAUAUCAUCACUAAGAUCUGACACGUACUGUUAACUCUAGGAAACGCACAAAGAAGUAGUUCAGGAUGGUUCUCAAUGUGCCGGGUCUGGUGGUGAUGGCGGGGUUCUACCUGCUGAUCUUGGGUACCGGUAUCUGGGCGUCGAUGCGCUCCAAGAAGGCAGAGAAAACGUGCACAGGAGAUGGCAUGGAGAUAACUCUACUGGCCGGACGAAACAUCAACCUGCUAGUCGGCAUCUUUACUCUCACUGCUACGUGGGUAGGUGGAGGCUUCAUUUUGGGUAUAGCUGAGGCAACAUACAACCCAACACUUGGCGCAGUGUGGGCUCUCAUGCCUGUGCCUUAUGUCCUGACCUUCUUCUUAGGUGGCUUUUUCUUUGCCAAGCCUAUGAGAGAGAACAAGUAUGUGACGAUGAUGGACCCCUUCCAACAGAAGUAUGGGAACGUUCUGAGCAGUGCGUUGAUCUUUCCCGCACUGGUUGCCGAUGUCCUGUGGGUGGCACGGACACUUGUCAGCCUGGGUGGAACUAUGGCAGUGAUCCUGGACCUGUCCUACAUCUACUCCAUCAUCAUCUCCUCAGUGGUGGCCAUAAUCUACACCCUGCUGGGGGGGCUCUACUCUGUGGCCUACACAGAUGUCAUCCAGCUCAUCCUCAUCUUUGUCAGUCUGUGGGUGUGUGUUCCUUUCCUGAUGACCAACCCCCACUCUCUGGAUAUCUCACUGACUGCCUACAACCAGACCUUCCAGGCUCCCUGGGUCGGCACGGUGGAGCUUGAUGAGGCCGGCAAAUGGUUUGAUGACUUCAUGCUGCUGGCUCUGGGUGGAUUGGCCUACCAGGCAUUCUACCAAAGAAUCCUUUCUGCCUCAUCUUACACCCAAGCUCAAGUGACCUGCUUCGCCUCUUCAGGCUUCUGCUUGGUGCUGGGUAUCCCCUCUGUGCUGAUCGGUGCUGUGGCUGCAUCUACAGACUGGAACUCAACCAGCUAUGGAUUGCCCACCCCGUAUGAGCGUGACCAGGCAGGCUCCAUCCUCCCCAUUGCCCUGCAGUACCUCACACCCCCCUACAUCUCUAUCAUCGGCAUUGGAGCUGUAGCUGCUGCUGUCAUGUCCUCCAUGGACUCAGCUCUUCUGUCCUCUGCCUCCUUGUUUUCCUCAAAUAUCUACAAGAACAUUAUCAGGAAGCAGGCCUCAGACCGUGAGAUGCAGUGGGUGAUCCGUAUCUCUGUAGUAGUCGUGGGUCUGGCUGGAACUGCCCUCACGUUCCUGGACAGCAGUGUCCUGGUCUUCUGGCUUGUGGGCGUGGACAUGUCCUACACCAUCAUGUUCCCUCAGCUGGUCUGCAUCCUCUUCUUCAAGGUGUCCAAUGGCUACGGAGCCACCGUGGGCUACCUGAUGGGAAUUAUCAUGAGGGUCCUGAGCGGCGAGCCACUCAUCGGCCUCCCACCUGCCAUCAAGUUCCCCGGCUGCAGGUUGGACGCGGAAGGAAAGCUAACCCAGUUCUUCCCCUUCCGCACGGCCAUCAUGGUCAUCUCGCUCGUGUCCAUUCUGCUCUUCUCCUGGCUGACGUCCAUCAUUUUCAACAAGGGUCUGCUGUCUGAGAGGUGGGAUGUGUUCAAGAUCAAACGCAAGCAGGCUACCACACCCAGAGCUGCAGAUGGCAAGAGGACCAUCCCUGAAAACGAAGACGGCUCUGUGGCCAAACAGCUACUGGACACCACCAGCUGCUGAAGAGGCUCACGAAGACAGAGAGAAGAUGGGCACUGGCUGGAGGCGGACAUGUUUGUUCGCCUGCUAAGCAGGAGUUCACACGAGGAAUAAUUGCAAAAGGUUGGACAUUAUGUACGUAUUCUGUGCAGUAUCACAGUGAAUUUGAGGCGAUGACAUUUACAUUAGCAGAGAGCGAUCUGAGCUCUCCGGCACCCUACUUCAUCAGUUGCCUCAUUGUCUUCCACAGAGAACACAGUAAAAAUGGGGUCCCUCGCUAAGUUACGUUAGCAAACAAGCCAUAAGCUAGCACAAUAAAAGAUGUUUACAUAAAUAUAGGCCCAGACUAAACUUAAAUUCCCCAAAAAGAAUGCAGGCCCUGUUUACACCUGGCAUGAACAUGCAUAUUGUGUAAACCGUUUUCGAGUGCAUAGCUGAGAGUCCACGUGUCUUGAGUGACCAGUAAUGAUCGGAUCUCACUCACUCGCUCUAUAUGCAGAUAAAAACAUACAUCAUUUCUGCUUGCAAAGACCAAAUUAGAUGUGUUUAGCCGUACGGAGGCAGCAAGAAGAAGUUUGAUUUGUACCAUCCAGUUUCCAUCAUACUGACAGGCCCAAAUGGAAAGCAGACAGUGUGUUUCGUGUGUACUCCAUCCAUAAAAAUCCAUUUGGCCUGUUGCUGUGGCUUCUUGUUGUUUCGCACUUUAAUAUGACCCUUCAGUGCAGCUCGACAUGUGCACGUAUACACUGACUAAAGAAUGUAACCACCUGCGAAUGUGGUGAGCAAUGUGUCCCCGGUCCAUUUGCACCUUUACACAGAGCUGCUGCUGCUGCACUGAUUGGAUCACCAAGACACGUGUUAAUGCCAGGUCUAAAUAAGGUCUCCGACGCAGGUUGAACCAUCAAGUCAUACAAAUGAAUUUCCAUUUGAAAAACCAAAGCAGGAUUUUAAGUUAAAUGCAGUAAUACAGAAUAUACCUCUUACUCAUUAGAUACUCCUCAAUAUAUAACAGACUUUUUGACGCACAAGAACUGGACUUCAACUCUAAGCACUCCAACAGAAUAAUGAUUAAAUUGUUUACAAUUCAUACAGACAAAACCUUUAUGCAACACGCCAAUAAUUAGCAAUCAGCUUGACCCGAGUGUGUCUCAAGAUGAUGUACUGUGUGUGCACCUAGCUUUUCUCUCAGUGUGAACCUCUGUUAAUGAUGUGCAACAAGACGGGGCUCUCUCACACCACAACACAGAAAUGCUUCCCAAAGAACGGUCACUGUUCCACGGUGCAUUUGUGGAAAUUUAACAGUUUAUCUGACUGUGCUCUGAUCUCUUCCUUUCUCUAGUUGUUCUGCUGCUUUGGACUCUACUAUACAGUGACAGUAAUAUUUCUUGGCUUGCUUUGUUAAUUUUAAUCGUUUUUUUUUCACUUCUAAAUUAUUACUUACACAUACAAUCAUUGCUUAUACACCAUUGUGAUUUUAUUUUGAAAUGAGAGACAUUUAUAGUCACAUUUCUGAUCACCAAACUGCUUAGCUGUGAAGCAGUCCACACUCUGUUUUAUGUAAAGAUGAAUCUGUGUGCAGUGAGGUGAUAAUCAGAGUUGUGUGAAUGCACCCGAGAUGUCAAGAUUUUUUAGUUGCAUGCAGAGCAACGUUUUUCUUCAUCUCUCUUCAUGCUGCUCAGCAAGUUUAAGACACUUUUUUUUUCUUUUAGCACACUGACAAAGUUUGAAUCCAACCAGCAAUGGAUGACUUCCAGUCCAGUCCUGGUGGCUUUGUUGUGAAGGCAAUAUUGAAAACCGCAAAUGGCAACCAAAAACACUUGGAUGGAAGUGACACGAUCACUAUUUAACUCGAUAAUUUUGUUCUCACAUCUAUUAAGACCUGUUUUUGUCGUGGGUAGCAGCAGGGAGAGGCGGAAACCUGCAAACCUCGAUGUCCCAGUAUGCUGCAGUUAAUGCUAGCCCAUUCCCCUCAGCUGCAACAUGCUUGCGCUAUAAAGAACUGAAUGUAGCAGUUUCCUACAACUGCACGGAGAGCGAACGCCACACAUAUCCCUUGUUUCUCUUCUCCGUCGGUCAGUGUGAGAUUUGUGCAUUUCAGUUUGUCAGUGACUUUGUACUGUAUAGUUUUGUGUUUGUUUCAAUACUGUCUGCAAAGCUGUAGUUUACAGUGGGAUCAUUUUUUCCUCUGAGGUGGUUGAAAGGGUUUGCAGCUAAGAUUCUGAGAUUUUACAUUAACGUUACACAACAGUACAAACUUUACUAUAUUUCAAGAAUUAGAUUUGAAUAGAGAACAGACUGUUCAUUGUGUUUUUAAUGUAUGUUUUGUUGUACUGAGCCUACAUAGUAGUUUGUUUGUGUAAAGAGAUUCCUGCUAAUGAAUGACAGAAAGCCUUCCUCUACCAUACUGUUACCUUUUUACUAUCACUGGAAAUUGGUUUCACUCCACUGUCCGCGGUUAUUUGCUGAUCACAAAAUGGGUGUACACCCAAACUGUUCAAAUACCUCGUGGACUAGUAAUGUUGACUUUUAGUAUACAAAACGUCUAAUUUCUAUCCAAAGUAUACUGUUAUGAAUGUCAUUUUCCAAAGACUGAUUGCACAGAACAGACUGUCUCAGAAACAGGACACAUUCAGGACACAAUGCCUCCCUCUUUUUAUAUGAGUGACUGUGAUUUCUACCUGUAUUAUACUCUUUUACUGUACAGUCUAAUCAUGAUUUGUAUAUUUACACUUUUUAUUUUUUAUCAAAGUUGAUCGCUAUGCGUUGAGUUUUAGAAUGAAAAAUGCAAAUGUAUAUUUUCAAGUUAGCAACAUUUAAAAUUAAAAAAAUUAAAAACUUCAGUUUUGCAGGACAUUAAACGCUUGUUUCACCUUUGCACGUGUUCAUUCACUCAGUGAUUCUGAACGAGUGUGCACUGGACACAUCACAGGGAAAACGUGUAAUAUAUCGACGAGUGAAAGUAAUAGCCAUAUAGAACAAUCACUCGAUUUGAUGGAAGAAAAGUUCCCAGCGGCCUUCAGAAAGCCGUCCACAAUAUAUGGCAAUGCCUUAAUAACGGAGCAUAUAUGAAUAUUGUCAUCUGUCCAUAAUAUAAUAUGUAUUUGGUUUUAUACUAUUAUGCAUGUUGAUUGUCAUAAACAACUUUGUUUGUUUGUAUACCGAACUUUUGUGAAGGCUGUUCUCUCUUGCCACUUGGAAAGGCCCUACUUUGUGAUUGAUUUAAUGUAAAUUCCCAUGGGGUGAUGUUCUGCCAGAAUAAAGGCUGAAACCAAA
Messenger RNA from Larimichthys crocea (large yellow croaker), 5251 nucleotides. Its product is annotated as high affinity choline transporter 1. The transcript is spliced from 9 exons. Gene Ontology annotation, molecular function: choline:sodium symporter activity. Gene Ontology annotation, cellular component: plasma membrane. Bases 341 to 2002 code for a protein of 553 amino acids. Gene Ontology annotation, biological process: transmembrane transport; choline transport; acetylcholine biosynthetic process. The record is from RefSeq and is a predicted model, not a curated record. Lineage: Eukaryota; Metazoa; Chordata; Actinopteri; Sciaenidae.